Heterotrigona itama is the source of this 1365-nucleotide messenger RNA. Lineage: Eukaryota; Metazoa; Arthropoda; Insecta; Hymenoptera; Apidae. The record is from the annotation of a GenBank genome assembly.
UUUGUAAUGCAACGUAUUGCGAUGGAAUACCAGAGAAUAGACCGGAAGUUCCGAAAUUAGGUAGAUCUCACUGGUAUCAAUCGAAUAAAGACGGUCUGAGAUUGAAAUGGUCAGAAGUGAACUUCAAUAAUAAUCGUCGAGUUUCCUCUGCCGAUGUAAUGCUGUCCAUUAAUGACGACAACAAAUACCAAAGGAUUUUUGGAUUUGGUGGCGCAUUUUCUGAUGUUGCCGGCUACCACAUAUCAAGACUGAGUUCAGCCACUCAGGAACAACUGAUGCGAACAUAUUACCAUCCGAGAACCGGAAGUAGAUACACACUGGGUCGCAUACCUAUUGGUUCAUCUGAUUUUUCUCUAAAACAUUAUACGUACGAUGACAUGCCCAAUGAUAUCCAGCUUGAACAUUUUGCACUCACGUCAGAAGAUCAUCAUUACAAAAUACCAUAUGCAAGGAAAGCUCAUAUGUUAAAUCACGAAACUAGAUUCUUGAGUGCUGCGUGGACUGCUCCAGAAUGGAUGAAAUCCGAUAAUGACGGGCUAUCUUUCUUGAGACAAGAAUACUACCAAACUUAUGCCAACUAUAUGAUGAAGUUCCUGGAUAGUUAUGCAAGACACGGUAUUAGAAUGUGGGCACUUUCAACUGGUAACGAACCGUCAAGUGCCUAUGUGUUUAAGAACAGCAAUGUUACUAUGGGAUGGACAUCUGAAACAUUGGCUGACUGGAUUGCUAAUAACUUGGGCCCAACGCUAGCAUCAUCGAACCACCGUCAUACGCGAAUUAUGGCUUUUGACGACGAUAGAUCGACAUUGUCCAGGUUUAUCAAUCCAAUAUUUAUGAAUGAAAACUCAGAACGUUACACUGCUGGAAUAGGUGUACAUUGGUAUAAAGAUGACACAACUCGUGCAAACGUAUUAGAUCAAGCACACAAUCUCUAUCCAGAGAAAUUUAUUAUCAUGACCGAAGCAUCCAACGUACAUGAAUCAUUGGUCAAUUGGAUGGGUAGACUGGAAUUUAGUUCUGGACCAAACUGGUGGACCAAAUUUAGUGAAUCUUCAUCUUGACGCCGCUAUUAUCGUGAACCCAGAAAAGGAUGAAUUUUACAAACAACCUAUGUAUUAUGCCAUCAAGCACUUCAGCAGAUUCGUUCCCAGAGGUUCUCAGAGAAUUUCCAUUACCGAUACUGAUACCAUCAAAUCUACAGCCUUCCUUACACCUUCGAAGGAAAUCGUUGUAGUCGUAUAUAACAGUGCUAAUACUACACAACGUGUAGUUUUGAAAGAUUUCCGAAGAGGUAACCUUCAUGUGGAAUUAUCUCCACAAUCUAUGAAUACUUUCAAAUACAUGUAACGUGACUUUCCUAUACGA